GGUGGCCACAGCAUCCAGCACAGCUAGUUGGACACAUGGGGGCAGCAAUAUUCUGUCUCUACGACUCGUCUGUGACGAAGAAGACUGCAGAGCAAAAUGGCUGCGCCCAUGAGUAACGUGGAGGAAAUUCGCAGUCGGGUAAUCUUGGGAGAAUUUGGUGUAAAGAAUGUUCAUACAACAGAUUUUCCUGGGAACUACCCAGGCUUUGAUGACACCUGGGAUAUGAAGCGAUUUCAGAAGAACUUCCGGAUUGACGUGGUGCAUCUGGAUGAGAACAGUAUGGAGUUUGACAUGGUGGGGAUCGAUGCUGCCAUUGCCAACGCCUUCAGGAGAAUCUUACUGGCAGAGGUGCCCACCAUGGCAAUAGAGAAAGUGUUCAUCUAUAACAACACAUCUAUAGUCCAGGAUGAAGUUCUGGCCCACAGGCUAGGCCUCAUCCCCAUCAAAGCGGACCCUCGUCUGUUUGAGUUCAAGAAUACAGGUGAAGAAUCUGCAGAAGAAGAAGCUUCAGAAAUAGACACCAUUCAACUCCAGCUGAAGAUCAAAUGCAGCAGAAACCCCCGAGCCAGCAAGGACUCCUCGGACCCCCGAGAGCUCUAUCUCAACCACAUGGUUUAUUCCAAACACAUAGAGUGGGUCCCCAUCGGCAACCAGGCGGAUGUGUUUGCAAACUCCUGCAUUCGCCCCGUGCACGAUGACAUUCUGAUAGCACAGCUGCGACCCGGACAGGAGCUGGACAUCACCAUGCACUGUGUCAAAGGAAUUGGUAAGGACCAUGCCAAGUUCUCUCCUGUGGCGACGGCCAGUUACCGCCUCCUCCCAGAGAUCACCCUGCUGGAGCCGGUGGAGGGUGAGAAGGCGGAGCGCCUGAAGCGCUGCUUUUCACGGGGCGUCAUAGACCUGGAAGAUGUCCGGGGAAGAAAGGUCGCCAAGGUUGUAAACAGCCGACUGGACACGUGCAGCAGGGAGGUCCUCCGACACAACGAUCUGAAGAACUGCGUGAAGCUGGGAAGAGUUCGGGACCAUUUCAUCUUCACUGUGGAGUCGACGGGGAUCAUUCUUCCUGACAUUUUAGUCACAGAGGCCAUCAAAGUUCUUAUGGCCAAGUGUCAGACGUUUCUCAACGAGAUGAACUCUGUUGAUAUGGAGUGAACUGACUUGGUUCAUGAACGCACCGCGGCGCCCGGAUCAUUCUAACGGCAUCAACAUCUGCUCUGAAAAUAACUUCCAGGCUGAUGUGGUUCUUGUUUUUUCCCAUGUUCUCACUAUGAAGGUUUUUUCUUUAACAUGGUGGAUUAAUGAGAUCAUCUUCCUGAUGACCUCAAAUAUAUCAGCAUGAUGUAUUUCUGUGAACUACAGAGUAAUACAUAUCUGUAGUCCAGAGAAAUGGAGAGUGCAUCACAGAACAAUAAGCAGAAACUCUGCUUGGUCCCAGCAGGGAUAGAUCAUCAUCACUUCAUGUUACUGCUCUGAGCUCCUCAUGUAGAAACUGAAGUUUUCUCUAACCUGGUUAAGUUCAAGAUCAAAUGUUUUUGCAGAUUUAAUAAAAAAGAAAAGAAAAAAGAGACUCAGACUCAACAUUCAUCUUCCCAACAGAUUUCAGCAGAUGGAGAAUCUUUACCAAGCUGUCCUGAACUGGUUCCUGAACUGAAUCCCUGUAGUUUGCUUACAGAGCAAUCAGGGCAGUGAAUGAUGCAUUCAACCUGGGACUAAACUUCAUCCUGCAGCACCUCACCACCCAUAGAUGUACACCAGGAUUGUGUUAGGGAACGUCAGCUCAUCUUUCAACCCACAGACUCUCCACCAGAAGCUCAUCCAACUGAACCUCCACCUGUCAGUGGAUCAUCUGCUUCCUGACUCAGGGUUGCCGAGAGGACCAUCAUGGCUGACCUUCCCUCCAUGCUGGACUGGUACAGGACAAGGGCCAGGGAUCAGGCAGCUAACAUAUCUGCAGACCCCACACAUCCUGGAUACAAACUGUUUAGACUUUUACCAUCAGAGAGAUGUUACAGAGCAAUAUUUGUUAAAACCAGCAUCCACAGAGACAGUUUCUUCCUCCCAGGUUGUAUCUCUGAAGACAACAAAAAGAGCCCCUUUUAACCAGAUGCUCUAAAGUGAAACAAAAUUACUGUUUUAUUCCACUGAAACAAAAUAUAUUUUUCUUUCUUUCUAAAGAAACAAUUGGCAACAAGUUUGUGUCUAAAUUGUCCCUUUAACCUACUUUAUUUCCCCGGAAGUUGAUAAAUCCCCAUUUUCUACGCUGUGAUCAGAGCUUGGAAACAAAAUCUUGGCCAAUAAAUAUGAUUGUGAUCUUUUAA
Molecule: messenger RNA, 2318 nt
Organism: Gambusia affinis (western mosquitofish)
Lineage: Eukaryota; Metazoa; Chordata; Actinopteri; Cyprinodontiformes; Poeciliidae
Gene: polr1c
Product: RNA polymerase I and III subunit C
Exons: 9
Coding region: 97-1152 (351 amino acids)
Biological process (GO): DNA-templated transcription
Cellular component (GO): RNA polymerase III complex; RNA polymerase I complex
Molecular function (GO): DNA binding; protein dimerization activity
Source: RefSeq, a predicted model, not a curated record